Molecule: messenger RNA, 2979 nt
Organism: Diospyros lotus (date-plum)
Lineage: Eukaryota; Viridiplantae; Streptophyta; Magnoliopsida; Ericales; Ebenaceae
Product: mannosyl-oligosaccharide glucosidase GCS1-like
Exons: 22
Coding region: 193-2727 (844 amino acids)
Biological process (GO): oligosaccharide metabolic process; protein N-linked glycosylation
Cellular component (GO): endoplasmic reticulum membrane
Molecular function (GO): Glc3Man9GlcNAc2 oligosaccharide glucosidase activity
Source: RefSeq, a predicted model, not a curated record
CGCGAGAAGCCUUUCAAGUUCGAGCUUUGUGGUGUUAAAGAGCGAGAAAAAAAAAAAAAAAAAAUCCGUUCGAGUUCUGUGUUGAAAAUCUGCGGGCGACUCCCCAGUCCUCCCGAGUGCCGAUCGACAGACAGGAGGAUGAUGCACUCCUGAGAACUUGGCAAGUCUCUGGGUUAGUAACCCUAACAGAAAAUGGCUGGCAAUGGCCGACGAAGCGCUCGAAGCAGAAUCAAGUUCUCCCCGGACGUCGACGGGGAUCGCGCCAAGCCCAACCCUAAAUUCCUCAAGCACCGAAACCGAAAUCGCACUCUCAUUCCCAUCCCAAAAUUUGAUCUCAAAGCUCUUCUAGUGCUUACUGUUGUCUCUUUCUUCAUUGUCCUGUUUCUGAUUCAACAUUUCGUAAAGCCGGUCGAAGAGUCUCAGAAACACAGGGUGGUCACCCCCUUUCCUGCUCCAAAAAUCAUGGAUCUCCCCCAGUUUCAAGGCGAGCAUAAGGAGAGCUUGUACUGGGGAACCUAUCGCCCUCACGUUUAUCUUGGAAUCCGCGCCAGGACUCCGCAGUCUCUGGUUGCUGGACUAAUGUGGAUUGGUGUAAAGGAUAGAAGAUAUUCCAUGCGACAUAUUUGCCAAGAUUCAGAUGAGUUGAAGACAUAUGGUUGGACUCGACAUAAUGGACGAGAUUAUGGACAUCAAACGCUACUUGACCAAGAUAUGAUGUUGAUGACAAGUUUUUUAAAGUCCAAAGAGGCUGGCAGUGGCUAUGGUGGGGACUGGGCAGUUCGAAUUGAUGUGCAAAGUGAGAAACCUGGCGAGGACAUGCUGGAGACUGUUCACCUUUUCUUUUAUCUAGCUGAUGAAGCUGGUAAUGCUUUAAGUUUGAGUAGAGAUCUCCUGGAUAUUCGUGAGGAUUCGCUCCUGGCUUUUGGAUUGCGAACAGAUGUUGGCAGUUGGAAUCUUCAUCUAGAAUCUAAGGAUGAUUUAGAAGUCCACUAUUCUGGCUUCAAUACACCUCAUAUUCACAAUUUAUCAGACCUUGUCAUGCAAAAUCUUGGAAUUCAGGCGAGGAAGUUUGGUCUUUUGCAGCUCUCAGAUACUUCUGAUGAUUCUUCCAACAUUUUGGUAUUUCAGAUUUCAGGUAGGGCUCCUUUUAGAACAGAUAUAGCAUUUAUAUCUGGAACUGAAUUAGAAAAUUCAAGACCUAAAGAACGCCUCAGCAGCCUUACAGGCACCUUGCUGACUAGUCAACUAAAUGAGAAGGAAAAAGAAUUUGAGGAGAAAUUCAAAAAUACCUUCAAUCUUUCAGAGCUUGAUCCUGAAUCUAUCUCCACUGGUAAAGCUGCCAUUGGGAAUUUGUUAGGUGGUAUUGGCUAUUUUUAUGGCCAGUCAAGGAUCUCACUCCCAAGGAACUCUAACCUCAAAAGUGGGGAAAGCUACAUUUUAUAUUGGCCAGCAGAACUUUAUACAGCUGUACCUAGCAGACCAUUCUUUCCAAGAGGAUUUUUGUGGGAUGAAGGUUUUCAUCAACUAUUGAUCUGGCGGUGGGAUAUAUAUAUUUCCUUGGAUAUUAUGGGACAUUGGUUAGAUUUAAUGAAUAUUGAUGGGUGGAUUCCACGUGAGCAAAUUUUGGGUGCAGAAGCUCUAAGUAAGGUUCCUGAGGAAUUUGUUGUUCAACAUCCAACAAAUGGCAAUCCACCAACUCUGUUUUUGGUCUUGCGUGAUUUGGUUUGUGCUACAAAAAGAAACAAGUUUACAGCGACAGAGAGGGAUCAGAUUUCUUCCUUCUUAGAUCUGGCAUUCAUUCGCCUUGAAGCAUGGUUUCAGUGGUUUAAUACCACACAAUCAGGCAAGGAUAUGGGCAGCUACUUUUGGCAUGGAAGAGACAAUUCAACUACACGUGAAUUAAAUCCUAAGGCACUGAGCUCUGGGUUGGAUGAUUACCCACGUGCCUCACACCCAAGUGAAGAGGAACGACACUUGGAUCUUAGGUGUUGGAUGCUUCUUGCAGCAGAUUGCAUGUAUUCCAUCUCAAAGCUUCUUGGGAAGGAAAGGGAACUGGGGAAGGAGUAUGGUUCAACAGCUAAGCUACUCUCAGAUUUUGGAAUUCUAAAUCAGAUGCACUUUGAUGAUUCUUAUGGGGCUUAUUUUGAUUUUGGAAAUCACACAGAAAAGGUUCAAUUGAGUUGGAGAGAAGUAAUUGGAAACAACCAUCAUGCUAGUCGAGAGCUAGUCCAGGAAGUUUUAGAACAGCCGAAGUUGAGGUUUGUUCCUCAUGUUGGCUAUGUCAGCCUUUUCCCAUUUGUGGGGAGGAUUAUUCCACCUGACUCAUCGAUCUUAGAACAGCAGCUCAAUCUCAUUUCAAACCGGUCCAUUUUAUGGACUGACUAUGGGCUACGGUCUCUUUCAAAAACAAGCUCAAUGUACAUGAAACGCAACACAGAGCACGAUCCACCUUAUUGGAGAGGACCAAUUUGGAUGAACAUGAAUUACCUGAUUUUAUCCUCUCUUCAUCACUACUCUAAAGAGAAUGGACCAUAUAGGGACAGAGCCAGGACCAUUUAUCAUGAGUUGAGGAGCAAUGUGAUUAGAAACGUUGUUCGAAAUUACCAGCAGACAGGUUAUUUCUGGGAACAAUUUGAUCAGAAGAAAGGGAAGGGAAAAGGCGCACGCGUGUUUACUGGCUGGACGUCACUUGUGUUAUUGAUCAUGGCGGAAGCAUAUGGCGACUAGAUCAGAAAGGGAAAUGAGUAGAUCUCAGCUAAAUUAUGGGUCCUAGUUUUAUUGUCAUACAUUGCCCCUUUUGUAUGCUUCUUGUUUGGGAUAGAACUUUUUAAGUAUUAGAGGGAAGAAGACGAUUACUGCGACUUGGAUUUUAUUAACUUUAUUUAUCAACAAAGGAAAGAAUCCCACAACAAAUAAGCCUCCUAGUUCUGUAUAGCUUUUUUAGUGUCAAAAUUUACUUCUGAUGCCAGUUAAACUGAA